AUGGGUUUGGUUAAAGGGGUAGUUGUUGGUUCUAAUGGUACGAAGAUAACCCACUUGCAAUUUGCUGAUGACACAAUAUUGUUAUGUGAAGCUGACUGGGAAGCGGUAGUCACCAUAAAAAGGAUCUUAAGAUGUUUUGAAAUUUUGUCCGGGCUCAAGAUUAACUACCACAAGAGUGUAGUCAGUGGGGUUGGGAUUAAUGAAGAGUCUCUUAAAGACUUUGCUGCUAAACUGAAUUGUUUGCAUAAAAAAUUGCCACUCAAAUAUUUGGGUUUACCUCUGGGAGCUAAUCCAAGGAGAAGAAGGACUUGGCAACCAGUGCUUGACAAAUGUAAACAAAGAUUGGCUUCUUGGAAAAGGAGAUUCCUUUCAUUUGCAGAUAAUGCACUUUGGAAACAAGUGAUAUGCUGCAAAUACCCUAAGGUUGGUAGAGGUUGGUGGUCUUUACCUGUCGAAAAUUACAAGCUGUCCAUGAUCUGGAGAGAUAUUAUGGGUGUUGCUGGCUUGUGUUCUCAGCUGGUGAAUUUUUUCAAGCAAAACAUUGUGCUGGACAUUGGUGAUGGAAGCAGAACAAUGUUCUGGACAGACACUUGGAUUGGGAAUAUUUGUUUAAAAGAUGAAUUUCCUAGACUUUUCUUUGUGUCUCUGGACAAAUCUGAGUCUGUGGCGGGUGUGAGGAAUAAGGGUAUUAGUUUUCAAGAAUGGAAGCUUAAUUUUAGAAGAGCCUUGUUUCAGUGGGAAAUGAAGGAGUUGGGGAGGCUGAAUUUGUUAUUGCUUAAUGCUCCAGUGCUUAGGUUUGGUAGGAUGGACAGUAUCAGAUGGAAGGCAAAUAAAUUUGGGUUCUACACUGUUGACUCUGCUUAUAGCUGGAAUGUUUUACCUUCUAAGGUUAUUAGCACAGUAACUGGGUUCAUUUUGAAGAAUGUGGCUCCACUAAGGGUUCAAUUUUUUGGAUGGUUAUCAUGGAAAGGGAGGAUUAAGACAUCCUGUUUUCUUCAAAGGCUUGGUGUUCUCAGUAGAGGGUCUAAUGUGAAUUGUAUCUUCUGUAAUAAUGAUUGGGAAUCUGUUAACCAUGUGCUGCUGUUUUGCCCAUUUACCUGGAGAAUUUGGAUUGCGUUAUGGUUCAGAUCUUCUUCCCCCUCUUUUAAUUUCUUUGUAAAUGAUAUAGUGUAUAACUUGCAGCAAGUGAGAGUAGGAUCUGCCACUGCUAAGCUGCUAUCAGUGCAUGCUGUUGCUGUUUUGGAUUUUGUGACAGAAGCAGUGGAGAUCUUGGAGUUAGAAUCUGCAGCUCUUGGUGCUGUUGACGUGGUGCUGGUUUGGUACGACAAUUGUUACUG
Molecule: messenger RNA, 1337 nt
Organism: Camellia sinensis
Lineage: Eukaryota; Viridiplantae; Streptophyta; Magnoliopsida; Ericales; Theaceae
Source: RefSeq, a predicted model, not a curated record